Necator americanus (New World hookworm) is the source of this 1134-nucleotide messenger RNA. RefSeq lists its product as uncharacterized. The transcript is spliced from 12 exons. NCBI's taxonomy places the organism in Eukaryota, Metazoa, Nematoda, Chromadorea, Rhabditida, Ancylostomatidae. The record is from RefSeq and is a predicted model, not a curated record. The coding region runs from base 1 to 1134 and encodes 377 amino acids.
AUGACAAGUUUCUGUACGAUUGGUGGAUGUUUGCUGCUGAUGUUUCUUGUCCGAGAUGAGCUAAAAAAUGUAGAAAGCUGUAUUUCUCAAGUAAACCGUGAUAUUGAUGAGCAGAGUACUAAAUCGUGGAAAAUUCUACGCGAACUCAACGUGGAUUCUUCGAUUAUUCGCGAGCGUAGAGAAGCACUUCGAAAGCUGCACAGGUUGUCGACAGCGUCAGCUAUAGGGAUCAGCCGAAAAAGAGUAGUCGUUUCACCGAUCGAACGUGAGGCAUCGAUAAACACUCGUGAUGGAUAUGUCGAAGAAUCCAAAGGCGGUCUUGAUCAGCAGCCGGGAACGGAUAGCGUGGGUCCCAUAAACGGCUACGCCUCAGCGACUUACUCAUAUUCGCCUCCUUCCAGUUUCCCGAACGCAAAUCCAACGAGUAGUCAAUCCAACCCGUACAGUUCCACAGGUUAUGGCGGAUCGACUGAAUACGGUGCACAAGUAGAAGCCAUUAAAAAGGCCCCAGAAUGCAAAUGUUCGUUGACAAACAACUGUCCGCCUGGCCCUGAAGGCCCCAAGGGUACUCCGGGAAUGAAUGGAAUUGAUGGUGAUGCUGGAUUUGAAGGAGUCAAUGGGAAGGACUUUGACGACAUCGUCGAAUAUACUCCACUUCUAAACUCUUGUGUAACAUGCCCUGAAGGAGAGCGAGGACCUCCAGGAAAGCUUGGAAAACGAGGUGCUCGUGGUUUAAGAGGACCUGGAGGCUUAGCCGGUAUUCCCGGAAGAAGUGGCAUUCCAGGCAUACCAGGAACGAUUGGGGCGGAUGGCGCUCCGGGACCAGAUGGGGAAGUUGGCCCGCCUGGUUCACCUGGCAUGGACGGAAUUAGAGGUCAAGGAAAGACCGGAGCAAAGGGACCACAAGGUCCUCAAGGGAUUAUGGGACCACCGGGUGAUGAUGGUGAAGAUGGUGGUGAUGGUACUUUUGGACCAAUCGGUGAACGAGGGGCGCCAGGAGAAAAAGGAGAAACUGGCAAGAAUGGUGAAAUCGGUGCGGUUGGUGUUGAGGGUGAGCCAGGAAUUGACGGAGAAUAUUGCCGUUGUCCACGACAUAUCUCUCAGUACGCCAGCCCUGUCAAUAGAAUCUUAUAA